Mercenaria mercenaria is the source of this 989-nucleotide messenger RNA. RefSeq lists its product as uncharacterized. The record is from RefSeq and is a predicted model, not a curated record. The coding region runs from base 1 to 483 and encodes 160 amino acids. The transcript has 2 exons. NCBI's taxonomy places the organism in Eukaryota, Metazoa, Mollusca, Bivalvia, Venerida, Veneridae.
AUGUGGGGUGAUGUAAAGCUUGGAUUUGACAGUGCCACUGGAACAGAGUACCUUGAGUAUAAUGAACGCCAGACAAAAACUCGCACUGGUAUUGAUCCGUCCAACAUCCGCCGUCAAAAGCCAAGAAUGUACGCAACAGGAACUGACAGAUGCCCUGUGGAAACAUAUAAAGUCUAUGCUAAACAAAGACCUGAAAACUUCUCUGGAGAUGAAGACCCAUUUUACUUGGCUGUGGUCACACACACCAGAACACCUGCUGUCAAGGAUCAAUGGUUUCUACGUGGUCCGAUUGGAAGGAAUAAGCUUAACAACCUGCUUAAAUCCAUGGCUGCCAAAGCUGAUUUGCCUGAGCUUCAGUUCGGAAAACGCAUUACUAACACCUCUGUCCGAAAAAGGCUUUGUCAAAAACUACUUGAAAAUGAAGUUCCAGACACACACGCCGUCCAUGUGACAGGACACAAAAAAUGCCAGUUCACUGAAUAACUAUCGUGCUCUGACCAAUGUCCAACAGAAAUCCAUUUCAAAUCUCUUGGCAACGUCUUCAACAGCAAAUAUCCAGACUAACACCGCUGUAAAUUCAAGCAGUCAAAGUGUCUCUAACCACUCUGCCUUCGUGGCUCUGCCAGCAAAUUGCGCUUUUAGCCUGUUUUCCAGCACAACUAUAACUGGAGGCACCUUCAAUAUUACUUUGCAACAAUCCAACGGCAAUGAAAAUAAAUAACUGACCGUUGCUGACAUGAUAAAUCCUUGUGUUAAAGAUGUUUAGCCGUUUUCUGUUUGUUCUCGUUCAAGCAAAUUUCACAAAGAUGGCGACUUCAGUUGAUAAUGUGGAUAUCUAGGUCAUCACAUGUCGCCGAUGUUAAAUCUGUUCACAAAUGACUUGUUAUAAUCAAAAUGAUGUUAUGUAUUUUUGAAAGGUUAUAGAUUUUUUUGUGUGUUUAAAACGUGUUUUAUUUCAGCAUAUGUCGGAAAUAAAGAGAUGAAAUAUU